Messenger RNA from Paramacrobiotus metropolitanus, 744 nucleotides. RefSeq names its product 50 kDa spicule matrix protein-like. The record is from RefSeq and is a predicted model, not a curated record. Lineage: Eukaryota; Metazoa; Tardigrada; Eutardigrada; Parachela; Macrobiotidae. The transcript has a single exon. Bases 1 to 744 code for a protein of 247 amino acids.
AUGCUCCGACGUAUUUCCCUCCUGCUGACCCUUCUGCUUAUAAGCUCCAUCCAUGCCAAAGAGCGACUGCGUCGCCAAUUCGCCCAGACCAGCGUCCUUAAUGAGAAUGGCGACCUAGUCCUGCCCACGGAGGGUAAAGCCGAACUGCAGCGCCAGAUGGCCCAGUUCCCGCUGGAAGCCUUCCUGAACCGGCUCCGGCGUGCCGCUCCCGAGAUGAUGCGGCAGUUCGGCAUGAUGCCGGGGAUGUUCGGGAUGAUGCCGGGCAUGGGCGGCGGUAUGCCGGGGAUGGGCGGUGGAAUGCCCGGUAUGGGCGGAGGCAUGCCCGGCAUGGGUGGUGGUAUGCCGGGAAUGGGCGGCGGAGGGAUGCCGGGGAUGGGUGGUGGUCAAGGCGGAGGUCAACAGCAAAGCCAGGAGCAGCAGUGGCAGCAGGCCUGCGCCUUCGCGCCCCAGCUGAACCUCUUCAAUCAGCCAGCCGUCAACCCCUUCCCCAAUGACCCCUGGUUCGCCUCGCAGAUCCAGUGGCAGAACCAGCUGAACGCCAACGCCAUCAACCAGUUCCAGGGCAUCUGCUCCUUCGUGGGCCAGCAGGGCGGCGGUCGACCGGGCGGUAUGCCAGGUGGAAUGCCGGGUGGAAUGCCGGGUGGUAUGCCGGGUGGUAUGCCGGGAAUGGGCGGUGGAAUGGGCGGUGCCAUGGGUGGUCGUCCCCCCAAUCCUGGUGGUCGGCCCACUGGUGGCCGGUUUUAA